AUGGACCAAGAAGAGGGUUCCUCGGGUUUAGUAAGGAAUCACAGUUCUUCAGCUUCGGACCAGACGCCAAAAAAUAUUGAUAAUGAAGAGCAUGGCGGGGAAGACGAACGAGUCAAAUUGUCCGAUUUUAUCACCAUGUUUAGAGACGAAAAGAUUUCAAAUCAUGGUGACGUUUACGAUGGAGAAAUAACAAGCGACACUUAUGGAACUCGGUCCGUUGCCAUAAAAUUUAUCCCUUAUAGUGAGCAAAAUGCGGAAGAGGCAAAAAUAAUGCUUUUGCUUAACCCACACACUCAUGUAGUGUCUGUGAUUCACGCGGAUGUUUACCAGCAAGGACCUUUGCAGUACAUGUAUAUUGCAAUGGAUAAAUGCAGCCAAGAGAAUUUACGUGGCUUUGUUGAAAAUCGCAAGAAAGAAGGAAAUUCUUUCGACUUUGAAAUUGCUUUUAGUUUCGUAAAGCAAUUAUUUGCUGGGAUGGAAUAUGUUCAUAGUAAAAAUGUGGUGCAUAAAGAUCUUAAACCUGACAAUGUGUUUUUGUCACUUGAUCAUAAAGUUAUUAAAAUUGGUGACUUUGGAUUGAGCGAAGUGCUUAAGUCAAGAACACAAACAAUAAGUACCAGGAAAGGUUUAGGCACUGAUGGAUACAGACCUCCUGAAUCAUUUGUAUCUGGUUUUCCAACAUCUCAAAAAACUGAUAUUUAUUCACUUGCUGUGAUUGUUUACUUUUUGUUGAGUGAUGGAAAACAUCCAUUUAGCAAUGAAAAAGAUCUCUGGAACUAUAAUAUGAAGUAUAAUAAAAGUAUGGAUUUGAGUGAACUUUUGGGCCCAAACACUGAGGAAGCUAAAGAUUUGAUAACAUGGAUGCUUCAGUUUGUUCCCCGUAAUCGUCCGACAAUAGAUCAAGUUCUUGGUCAUCAAUAUAUUGUGCCAUCAAAUGUUAAAGGUAUUCUAUUUCAGAACAUGUCGAAACAAUUUUUAAUCGACCAAAAAUCUUGCACUAAGGACAAUCAAGAUUUGCUUUCCCUCGCACAUUUUGAACAUGAAAGAACAGAGAUAAAAAUCAUUCCAAAAUUGCAAAAUAAAGUGAAAACAUCAAGCAGUAAGCGUAUGGCACCAUUGCAGUUGUCUAAUUUGAUGAGAGUAGCAAAAUAUCUUGAAGAAAAAAAGAAGAUACAAAUAGCUGCUGAAACAUCUGAAAAUCACAUAUAUUUAGGUGAAAACUUUUGGAUGUUUGGUGAUAAAAAAAUACAAAGAGGAUCAUACUAUACAGUUUAUGAGGGCCAACAGAAAGUUCCCAACUCUUCUCCGAAACCACUUGCCAUAAAAUUGGACCACAUUGAAAAUAUAGUCAGUCUCCGGAGACUGACAUUUCAUCCUAAUAUUGCUUCAAUCUUCCACAGUGGCUACGUUAAUUUUGAAGGUGCGAGUAGGACGUUCCUAGCAAUGGAAAGAUGCAAUUCUCAACCUUUGAGAACAUAUUUUGAAGAAAGAAAAAAACUUAAUAUACCUUUUGAUUUUUCUCUUGCUUUAAAUCUUUCGAAGCAAAUAGUUAGUGCUUUACAACACUUACAUCUAUCUAACUUCAUUCACAAGUAUCUGAGCCUAAAUAACAUUUUCUUUUCUCUCGAUAUGGAAAGUGCAAAAGUUAUUUUGUAUGGUUUGGCAAGAACUGUAGCCAUGGAUGAUACAUCUAUGGCACCAGAAAGUGUUCGAGCCCCUUUAUCAAUUAAAUCAAAUAUUUUUUCUCUCGCUGUUAUUUUAUAUUAUCUGUUAAGUUAUGGGAGCCAUCCAUUCGGUGAUGACCUAUUUCAACAGGUUCUGAAUAUAAAAUACAAUGUGAAGCCUGAAUUGAAUGAAUUACUUUGUCCCAAUCCACAGUUGGCUCGGGAUUUAUUGAUGAAAAUGCUGGAUUUUGUGCCUGAAAAUAGACUAUGCAUUGAAGAGGUUUCUAAUCAUGAAUUUUGGCGAAGUCUUACCAACUAA
Molecule: messenger RNA, 1983 nt
Organism: Styela clava
Lineage: Eukaryota; Metazoa; Chordata; Ascidiacea; Stolidobranchia; Styelidae
Biological process (GO): intrinsic apoptotic signaling pathway in response to endoplasmic reticulum stress; IRE1-mediated unfolded protein response; protein phosphorylation
Cellular component (GO): IRE1-TRAF2-ASK1 complex
Molecular function (GO): protein serine/threonine kinase activity; ATP binding; RNA endonuclease activity
Source: RefSeq, a predicted model, not a curated record